This is a messenger RNA of Kwoniella botswanensis, 336 nucleotides long. RefSeq lists its product as uncharacterized. Bases 1 to 336 code for a protein of 111 amino acids. The transcript has 5 exons. Gene Ontology annotation, biological process: nuclear-transcribed mRNA catabolic process; mRNA splicing, via spliceosome. The record is from RefSeq and is a predicted model, not a curated record. Gene Ontology annotation, molecular function: RNA binding. Lineage: Eukaryota; Fungi; Basidiomycota; Tremellomycetes; Tremellales; Cryptococcaceae. Gene Ontology annotation, cellular component: U2-type prespliceosome; catalytic step 2 spliceosome; Lsm1-7-Pat1 complex.
AUGUCAGGACGAGGCGGCCGAGGAGGCUCACGAGGUGGCGGACCAAACAACUCCAACACCCAAUCAGGCGAAAGGAAGAAGAGAGAAUCGAUAUUGAACUUGGCGCAGUAUGUCGAUCAGAGUGUUAGAAUCAAGUUCAUGGGUGGAAGAGAGGUUACAGGUACACUAAAAGGUUUCGAUCAACUUAUGAAUCUAGUAAUGGACGAUGUAGUAGAAGAGUACGAGAAUAAUACGAUGCCACCUCGUAAUUUGGGAUUGGUAGUUCUAAGAGGUCCUAACAUAGUGUUGAUAAGUCCCACAGAUGGUUCAGCGGAAAUCGAAAAUCCAUUCACAUAG